AUGGCAGAGCCUCCUCCAACAUCGACCCCUUCGCCCUCCAACGCUGCGGGUAUCCCCUCAUCAUCCGCUUCACCCGCAAGUCCGGCUGUUCCUUCGUCUUCGUCUGCUCCAUCCCCCGCAGCGCCUCCCACCCUCGCAUCUGACCCUCUUCCGAAGCCUUCAUCCAAAGAACCUCUUACGGGUUUCCGAGCAUCGCUCGAACAUACCGGUAUACCCCGUUCUGUCCUUCUCUGGAAACCGCGCCUCCCAUCUCGGAAUUGGACCAUCUUUCUCACUGUCGUCGGAACCAUCUCGUAUCUCUACUACGAUGAUAGGAAACAAUGUAAGAGGAUCAAGGAGGAAUAUCUCGAAAAAGUGAGGUAUAGGUCCAUGGAACCUACGAAGUAUAGCUUGGAACUUCCUCGAAAAGUCAAAGUGAUCGGUGCCAAAUGGCCAGAGGACGAUGAUGAUGAUAGGGCAUUGAGGUAUUUCAGGAAAUACGUCAAGCCUUACCUCAUGGCCGCUGCGAUCGACUAUGAGCAAAUGAGUGCACCGCUACAUGGAUCCAUCACCCGACAGCUUCAGAAACAGAUUCUACAACGCCGUCGAAGAGCUUUAGGUCUCGAGGCGGCCUUUGAAUCUGCACUACCUCUCCCUGUCCAGGUUGAUCCGAAAGAAGCCGAGCAACGCGAGAUGGAAGGUGGGACGGUGAUCGUCGGGCGAGCGUCCCUGAAGGAGUAUAUGGAAGGACUGAAGCGUGGUUGGCUGGGUCGCGUUGAUGAUUGGGAUUGGGAGAAGAGUAUAGGCGAGACUUUGGAAAAAGAUGGAAUGUUUGAAAAGAAGGUUGAUGUGUUUCCAGAACCCGAGGCAGACGCUCCUACUCCUUCGGAUCAACCUCCACCGCCAGCUUCGACCUCAACCUCAACUUCACCCUCACCCUCUUCACCGCUUUACCCUCCUCCACCAUCCAGUACUGGACUUUCCAGCAGUCUCUCCUUCCUCUCUCGACCUCCACAACCCCGACCUCAAUCUCCUAUGCCAUAUGGAUCUUCCCCUGGCGCCGGUUCCUCGGCCUCUCCUCCGCCUAUUCCUGAGUCGAUGCACACUCCUCCAUAUCCUCUCCCACCUCAACCCCCCAUCUUGUUCGUGCCGUUCGUCUCUCGUCUAGGGUUCAAACAAGUCCCAUGGAUGAUUUACGAUUUCUUCACCGAAAGACACAGGGUCAAAUCUGGUGCAGAAGCUGCUCUUGCUCUGAUCGAAGCGCAGACCAGGGACUUCAGAGGACCCACAGGGGCUGUCAGCUCGUCAUCAUCCUUCUCAGAACCAAGCAGAGAACCCGACACGGACUUUGAGACCGCCUCCGAAUCAUGGUACAAGAAAGCUUUCAAAGAUCUGCCCGAACGCAUGGCCACCGCUCGAAAGGAUUAUAAUGCGAAAUUGGCAGAAAGGGUCCAAGACGUGUAUGAUCUCGAGGAUGGCAAGAGACAAUUGACAGAUGCCGAGAUGAAAUCGACAAAAUCACUCACUACCAUCCAAGAUUUGAAGGAUGAAAGGAAGAAGAAGGAAUUGCGAUGGAUGGGCUCCGAGGAGGGAUACGACAUUGUCAAGCCUGACACACCAGUAGCAUGGGAUGAGCGUUUUGACGGAUGGUUAAAAGUGUACGAAUUGCCAGCGGGAUGGGUUCCAGAUAGGCCUCAGGAUCUGAACGACGCUAUUCCACACGAGGUGUAG
Kockovaella imperatae is the source of this 1710-nucleotide messenger RNA. Its product is annotated as inner membrane protein import complex subunit Tim54-domain-containing protein. Lineage: Eukaryota; Fungi; Basidiomycota; Tremellomycetes; Tremellales; Cuniculitremaceae. The coding region runs from base 1 to 1710 and encodes 569 amino acids. The transcript has 2 exons. The record is from RefSeq and is a predicted model, not a curated record.